Molecule: messenger RNA, 2424 nt
Organism: Panonychus citri (citrus red mite)
Lineage: Eukaryota; Metazoa; Arthropoda; Arachnida; Trombidiformes; Tetranychidae
Product: phosphatidylinositol-binding clathrin assembly protein LAP-like
Exons: 7
Coding region: 461-1825 (454 amino acids)
Biological process (GO): clathrin coat assembly; clathrin-dependent endocytosis; synaptic vesicle budding from presynaptic endocytic zone membrane
Cellular component (GO): clathrin-coated pit; synaptic vesicle; extrinsic component of presynaptic endocytic zone membrane
Molecular function (GO): phosphatidylinositol-4,5-bisphosphate binding; 1-phosphatidylinositol binding; clathrin heavy chain binding
Source: RefSeq, a predicted model, not a curated record
UCUCAGUCUUUUUUCACCACGAAUUCCAAUAUUUUCAUGAUAUUCUCAAUUCAGAAUCUGAGAAGCAGCAGAAAGAACAUCAAAUAGAAAGAGAAGAAAAGAAAGAGAAUAGAACAAAAUUAUUCUCUUUUCCAUCUUGACAACAUUAACCAGUCUUCAUUUUACUCUUUCUCUUGUCACUUGACAUUUUCUCUUUAAUUUGUGUAUUUAAAUUUCCUUUCAAUUUAACUGAUAGAUUAAAGUAAUUAAUCAACAAAUGGAUAAUCGGAAACAAUAAUUAAUCAAAGGAGAUUAAAGUGACCACAAAGAGAACAAAAAAGGUGACCAGUGUUCGCGCUGAAAUAACAAUUGGUGUUACUUUUCUCUUCAUUAUACUCCUCCAUCUUUAUUCAUCAAUAUCUUUCUGGCGAUUGUAAUCCUUUCUCCUUAAAUCGAUUACUAAAUCGACAUUUUCCCAGAAAUGGCCAAAGCAGGACAAGGACAAACAUUAAAUGAUAGGUUAAACGCAGCCCGAUAUGCUCUUGCUGGACAAGGAUUGGCUCGAGUUGUUUGUAAGGCAACAACGGAAGAAAUUAUUGGACCUAAAAAGAAACAUUUAGAUUAUUUACUUCAGUGUACCCACGAACCUAAUGUAUCUAUACCACAAUUAGCAAAUCUCCUGAUCGAGAGGACAAACCAUACUUCUUGGGUUGUCGUUUUUAAAGCUCUCAUAACUGUACAUCAUUUGAUGUGUUAUGGAAAUGAGCGUUUCACUCAGUAUUUGGCCUCUAAUAAUUGUCAAUUUCAGUUAGGUGACUUUCUUGAUAGAAGUAAUCAAAAAGGCUUUGACAUGUCAACUUAUAUCAAAAGAUAUUCCAAGUAUAUCAAUGAUAAAGCUUUAUCAUACCGAACUGUGGCAUUCGAUUUCGCUAAAAUCAAGAGAGGAAAAGAAGAUGGUGUCCUGAGGACUAUGCCUUCAGAAAAGCUUCUUAAAACAUUAUCUGUUCUGCAGAAUCAAGUUGACGCUCUCCUCGAAUUUGAUUGUCCAGUAAAUAACCUGACCAAUGGUGUCAUAAAGGGAGCAUUUAUGCUUCUUUUUAAAGAUCUUAUCAGACUUUUCGCAUGUUACAAUGAUGGAAUAAUCAAUUUGUUGGAAAAAUUUUUCUCCAUGAACAAGAAACAAUGUCGAGAUGCUUUGGAAAUUUAUAAAAAGUUUCUCAUUCGAAUGGAUAAAGUUGGUGAAUUUUUAAAAGUUGCCGAAAACAUUGGCAUCGAUAAAGGUGAAAUUCCAGAUUUAACCAAGGCACCUUCCUCUUUAUUGGAGGCACUCGAGGCACAUUUAGCAACUUUGGAGGGUAAUAAAAAAGGCAAAAGCACCAAAGAUACUACACCUUCUUCCCAAGGAACAACAAACACCAAUAGUAGUACCACUGCUCCUGUAACCUCAUCAAAUCCUGAGCCACCACCACAACAACCACAAACCGAAGGAGCCAAAAACGAAGCGGUUAAAAAACCGGUUGAAGACGAAACUCAGUUAAUAAAUAAAUUGAAACAAACAUCAAUUCAAUCUCAGCCGAAAACUGUUCAAGAUCAACCGAAAUCCUCUACGAAUCCUUUUAAUCCUUUUCUCAGUUCACCAACGGAACCUGAGCCUGAACCAACACCAGCAGCACCAACCAGUGGUAUCCUUUUAGAUUUGUUUGACAGUAUCGAAACACCCGCGACCACUAAUGCUCCCGUUGUGGCCACAAGUAAACCAAGUGAUGAUCUCUUGAUGUUAGCUGACACUGGCACUUCCUUAGACUCAACAGUAAUACAAUCACCUUCAAUGCAACCUUGCAAUUAAGCAUAAAAAUUAGUCAUCCAAUCAAUAAAUAGACGAUUAUCAAAAGCUAACCAAGAUUUUAAUUUUACCAAUAUGGAAAUAAUUCAAUUUAAUUUCAAUCGCAAUACCUUGGAUGGAAUCAACGUAAUCCCAAUGAAUCCAGGAAAAUGCAAUUACAAUUAAAGAGAAAAAAAAAGUUUUGUUUGCAAAGUUGAUCAAAGUGUUCAAAUCUUAACAACAAUUAACUACAUUCCUGCUCUUACUAAGAGAUAUUCCUAAAAUUAACCGUACCAAUGAGAUGAAAAUCGAAACAAAAAACGCAAAUAGAUCAACAAUUAUCUAAUCCUUAUCAUUCAGUCAAUCAACAAUAAUCAUUACUUUUAAUUGCUAUAACCUCAGCUAUGCUAAUUCAAUACUAAUUGAACAUGUAAAUACUUUGACCGUGUUACUUAAUUACUGGACAUUUAAUUUAAUUCAUUUCCUUUUGUUGUUUUAUUGUAGUUUGAAAAAAUUAACUUGUGCGUUUCUGAUUGUGAUUUUAACUUGAAAAUCAAUUGAAAACAGCAAAUAUCAUGAGAAAUUAAUAUAAAAUAAUCUAUUCUGUGAAUAAUUGAACACAU